This is a messenger RNA of Octodon degus (degu), 2512 nucleotides long. It is a transcript of the gene Bmp6, whose product is annotated as bone morphogenetic protein 6. The transcript has 7 exons. The record is from RefSeq and is a predicted model, not a curated record. The coding region runs from base 63 to 1346 and encodes 427 amino acids. Gene Ontology annotation, cellular component: extracellular region. Gene Ontology annotation, molecular function: cytokine activity; growth factor activity. Gene Ontology annotation, biological process: SMAD protein signal transduction. Lineage: Eukaryota; Metazoa; Chordata; Mammalia; Rodentia; Octodontidae.
CGUCCUCGUCCUCGUCCUCGGGCUUCCUCUACCGGCGGCUCAAGACGCACGAAAAGCGAGAGAUGCAGAAGGAAAUCCUGUCGGUGUUGGGGCUCCCGCACCGGCCGCGGCCGCUGCACGGCCUCCUGCAGCCACAACGCCCCGCGCUCCCGCAGCAGCAGAUGCCCCGCGGGGAGCCCCCUCCCGGGCGGCUGAAGUCUGCACCCCUCUUCAUGCUGGAUCUGUACAACGCCCUGUCCGCCGAUGACGACCAGGACGGGGAUUUGGAGGGGGACCCGAGGCACUCCGGGCUCCACGGAGGGGCCAGCUCAUCUCGGCCCCGGCCUCCGCCCGGAGCCGCACCGCCCCUCCUUCGCAAGAGCCUCCUGGCCCCGGCACCUGACGGCGGCGGCGCAUCCCCACUGGCUACCGCGCAGGACAGCGCCUUCCUCAGCGACGCCGACAUGGUCAUGAGCUUUGUGAACCUGGUGGAGUACGACAAGGAGUUCUCCCCUCGCCAGCGACACCACAAAGAGUUCAAGUUCAACUUAUCCCAGAUUCCUGAGGGUGAGGCGGUGACGGCUGCUGAAUUCCGCAUCUACAAGGACUGUGUUGUGGGGAGUUUUAAAAACCAAACUUUUCUUAUCAGCAUUUAUCAAGUCUUGCAGGAGCACCAGCACAGAGACUCUGACCUAUUUUUGUUGGACACCCGGGUCGUGUGGGCCUCAGAAGAAGGCUGGCUGGAAUUUGACAUCACAGCCACCAGCAACCUGUGGCUGGUGACACCGCAGCACAACAUGGGGCUCCAGCUGAGCGUGGUGACGCAGGAUGGACUCCAUGUCAAUCCCCGCACUGCGGGCCUGGUGGGCAGAGACGGCCCUUACGACAAGCAGCCCUUCAUGGUGGCCUUCUUCAAGGUGAGCGAGGUCCAUGUACGCACUGCCAGGUCGGCCCCUGGCCGGCGCCGCCAGCAGAGUCGCAACCGCUCCACCCAGUCCCAGGAUGUGUCCCGGGUCUCCAGUGCUUCGGAUUACAACAGCAGUGAAUUAAAAACAGCCUGCCGGAAGCACGAGCUUUAUGUGAGCUUCCAAGACCUGGGGUGGCAGGACUGGAUCAUUGCGCCCAAGGGCUACGCUGCCAACUACUGUGAUGGAGAAUGCUCCUUCCCACUCAAUGCGCACAUGAAUGCCACCAACCACGCCAUCGUGCAGACCCUGGUUCACCUUAUGAAUCCUGAGUACGUCCCCAAGCCCUGCUGUGCGCCAACUAAACUAAAUGCCAUCUCCGUUCUUUACUUUGAUGACAACUCCAAUGUCAUCUUGAAAAAAUACAGGAAUAUGGUGGUGAGAGCUUGUGGAUGCCAUUAACUUGAAACCAGUUGCUGGGAACAUACAGUACACUGUGGAGUCCAGGAUUACGCCUGCCUUAAAAAAAACGAAACCCUAAAAUGAAGCGGCACAGCAGACGUGGGAGAAGACUUGGAGAGCAUCUUCCGCUGGUGCCUUAGGAGCUGCGGGAGGAGGACUUCCAAAGGACCUACCUAGCUAAUGGCUUGCUCGCUCCAUACGUAUGCGGGCUGCUGGUCUGUAGGGAGUACAGCUGGGCUGUGAGGUCUGGGAACCGCAGAAACAGAGCUCUGAGGCCCCUCUGCCCCCCAGAUUAGCCUUAGCUUUAGAUCUAGCCGUUUGUGUUGCUAGUGAAGUAGGAAAACUACUCUUGGAAGAGUGGAAGCAUUCCUGGAGAAAGCACCGGCUGCUUGUGUAGUACCUGGAAUAGCAGGUUUCAGAGAUGGGAGGGGCCUCUAUUCCCGGGGCCAGGAGUUCUUACAGGAUCAGCAGCCUGGACCCCAACGGGCCUCUGCCAAGGUGCCUUCUGUCUCGUCUAUUACAUGUUCACGCUAGUUUCGUUGAUGUGAAAAGUACUUAAUUUCAGUCAAAACAAGAACUUCCUUUCCACACCUCCAUCUCCCACCCCUUUUUGCUAUAACUAAAAGUAGAGCCAUGACUUUGGGGGGCCCGGUAUGCGCAGGGCCGUCACUUUAGCCAUGUCCCACCUGAAGGCGGCCCGCAUUCCCCCACGGGCCCUCUGCAGGGCUUGUUACCCCCUGCAGCACUGGCUCUGGUACUUCAGCCACUCAUUAGCGCGGUCACCGCCAUCUACUGUCCAGCAUCCAGCGCAGCACAAUGAGGGCCCACAGGGAGACACCCCUGGGGCGGAGGGCGCCGCACCCCUAGAGCAGGUUCCCAGAAGUGAGCGUGCUGCUUAUGGACUGAAAUCACAAUGUUCUCUCAUAGAAAAUGAAGAUCCAGAUUAAAUCUUAGAAUAUUUCUAAAAUGCCUUGUUCACAAUCAUGUACUGGGAAACCAAUUCAUACUAAACUGAUUAAAUAAUACAUUUAUAAUCUAUAAGUGUUUGUACUUACAGCUUUUUUUGUAAAUAGAAACUAAUUUAUUGUCUGUUUACUAUCUGUUUUGCUAUAACAUUUAAGGAAAGACCAGACGUUUUUUUUAAAGGUUUAUUUAGAAAGUAUAGU